Messenger RNA from Medicago truncatula (barrel medic), 2229 nucleotides. RefSeq names its product bifunctional 3-dehydroquinate dehydratase/shikimate dehydrogenase, chloroplastic. Gene Ontology annotation, molecular function: 3-dehydroquinate dehydratase activity; NADP binding; shikimate 3-dehydrogenase (NADP+) activity. The transcript has 13 exons. The record is from RefSeq and is a predicted model, not a curated record. Gene Ontology annotation, biological process: shikimate metabolic process; chorismate biosynthetic process. Bases 309 to 1856 code for a protein of 515 amino acids. Lineage: Eukaryota; Viridiplantae; Streptophyta; Magnoliopsida; Fabales; Fabaceae.
UAUAAUAUACCGAGGAAAAAAAAAGAGUGUUAUAUUUGAAGCUUUGCUUGCCACCAUCGUUUUUACGCACGAAGAUCUAUCUGUUCGUCUUUCAUUUUUUCAAGGUUUCGAUCUCUCCGACUCAAUCAAAUUCGAAAAGUUCCACAUCUCUCACUCUCACCCACCCGCAAUCAGGCCGCGACCGGUGAAAUCUCCGUCGUACUCAAAGCCUCCAUAUCCUCUCUCUGUAUCAAUCUCUGACUCUGAUUUUUCAUGUUUCAAUCUCUCCACAAACCCUAAAACUGUUAAAAAAAUUUCAAGUUACGAGGAUGAAUGCAACGUUAAUCUGCGUCCCUAUAAUGGGCGAAACAAUCCAAAAAAUGAUAGCUGAUAUACAAAAAGCUAAACUUAAUGGAGCUGACCUUGUCGAAAUUCGAUUAGAUUCUCUAAAAACUUUCAACCCCUCUCAAGAUCUUAAUACUUUCAUGCAGCAGCAUCAUUCUUUGCCCUUCUUGUUCACUUACAGGCCCAAAUGGGAAGGUGGUAUGUAUGAAGGUGAUGAAAAUCAACGCUUGGAUGCAUUACGGUUAGCCAUGGAAUUGGAAGCUGAUUACAUUGACAUUGAACUUAAGGUUGCUCACCAGUUCUACGACUCUAUACGCGGGAAGACAUACAAUAAAACCAAGGUCAUUGUUUCAUCUCACAAUUAUCAGCAAACUCCGUCAGUUGAGGAUCUUGGCAACCUUGUAGCAAGAAUACAAGCAACUGGGGCAGACAUAGUAAAGAUUGCAACGACUGCCGUUGAGAUCACGGAUGUGGCGCGGAUGUUUGAAAUUAUGGUGCAUUCUCAAGUAAGACACGUUCCAUUCAUUGGACUUGUUAUGGGCGACAGGGGAUUAAUUUCACGUAUACUUUGUGCGAAAUUUGGUGGGUAUCUUACUUUUGGUACGCUCGAGUCAGGGGUAGUUUCAGCUCCAGGUCAACCUACACUUAAGGAUCUGUUGCAUUUAUACAAUUUCAGACAAAUUGGACCUGAUACAAAAGUAUAUGGGAUUGUUGGAAAGCCUGUCAGUCACAGUAAAUCACCCAUAUUGUUCAAUGAAGCCUUCAAGACAAUUGGUUUUGAUGGAGUUUUUGUAUUUUUAUUGGUGGAUGAUCUUGCCAAUUUUUUAAGGACUUACUCAUCAACAGAUUUUGUGGGAUUCAGCGUUACCAUUCCUCACAAGGAGGCAGCCCUUAAGUGUUGUGACGAGGUUGAUCCAGUGGCUAAGUCAAUAGGAGCUGUAAACUGCGUUGUAAGAAGACCAACGGAUGGGAAGUUGAUUGGCUAUAAUACAGAUUAUGUUGGUGCUAUUUCUGCUAUUGAGGAUGGGCUACGAGGUAAACAUAUUGAUAGUGGCACAGCUGUUUCACCAUUAGCUGGUAAGCUGUUUGUUGUUAUUGGGGCCGGUGGUGCUGGGAAGGCACUUGCUUAUGGUGCAAAAGAGAAAGGAGCAAGGAUUGUGAUUGCAAACCGCACCUAUGAUCGUGCCAGAGAACUUGCUGAUGUAAUCGGUGGAGAUGCUCUUACCCUCAAUGAUUUAGAUAAUUACCAUCCAGAGGAUGGUAUGAUUCUAGCAAACACAACUUCAAUCGGAAUGCAACCAAAAGUUGAUGAAACACCUAUUUCAAAGCAUGCAUUGAAAUUUUACUCUCUGGUUUUUGAUGCUGUCUACACGCCAAAAAUGACUAGACUGUUGAAAGAAGCAGAAGAAUCUGGAGCUACUAUUGUAACAGGACUGGAGAUGUUUAUUGGACAAGCAUAUCGACAAUAUGAGCAUUAUACUGGAUUGCCAGCACCAAAAGAACUCUUCAGAAAAAUUAUGGAAAACUAUUGACGAGAGUGCAUCUUAAUCCUAGAAGCAGGAUGGUGAGCAGCAUUGCUUACAUUUGUUGUUUUAACUUCAUGGUUGUGAGCGCUGGUUGAGUUUGUUCAAUCUUUUCAACAUAGAUGGUGAGCAGCAUUGCUUACAUUUACUGCAUUUAUCCUUCCCGGCAAUCACAAUGAAUAUUAGCAAAAAGUUUUGCCUUGUAAUUUGCACUGUAUGUAUGUAACUUUUUAAAGCUGAAGAAGAAUUGUUUUUUGAUUGAUUUUUUUGAGGAAAAUUAAACAAAAAUACUAGCAAGGUACUUGCUUUUGAUGAGCGUUUGUAUGUGUAAUAACAACUCAAAUGGUAACAAUUCUUUCAAAACUAAAAAUGAGUUUUAGAA